UGCGCUCUGAGUUCUAUAUAAACGGGAAGUGAGGCCAUUUCAAUCCAUCCCAAACUCCUCCACAACCAUAGGAGUGUGCCAUGGUUUCUCAAGUCCCAACUAGGAAGCAAUUCUAGCAACACCAACUUGAACUAGGUUAGAGGGUAAUCGAAGCAAGAAAGCCACCAUAUUCACUCUAAGGAAGGAUUGCCCUAUACUGCGUCACCCAACUCCAACUAUAGUCAAAUCCCAACUACUCUUCUUCCACCCUUUCUUUCCCAAAACUUCUACUCAUCCACCCCCUCCAUUCCGCCGGUCCCCCAAAUCCCAAACCAAAGAAAACAAAAUGGGCAAUGGCAUCUCAAAAAACACAUGCUUCUCUGGCGAAACCUAUGCGCCAGCUGUCUCAUCGGACCCAGUACCCGGCGACAUCCAUGGACACUCCUUCAAGUAUGUGCCAACGGCCGUCGCCUUCGACAAGUCCCCAAUGGCUAAUGUGCUCUCAUCAAAAACACCCCUCUUCUCUUUAUUCGGAGCGGCCAUCAAUGCCAACCAAGCGACAUCAUCAUCAAUACCGUCGUUCCGCCUGCUUAAUGAGUUGAUGGUGCCGCAAUCAUCUGUGUGCACCGUUAAGAGCUCGUGCUCCUCCGCCGCUGCACCAGUCCAGGCCCAACCAACUAGGUUGUCCUUUUCUGGCCACUUCUUGGACUCAUCCGGCACCGUAUCCCCUAUCUCCAACCAGCUGUCAAGGCGGCCCUUCAUGUCAGGUAUGCUAGACCACUCCUUCUCAUCGUCCUCCCCCUUUGUUAGUCACCGGGACAGUGUUUCUCAUCUGAUGGUUGAACACGGUGCCAUAGGCUCUCAGUGUUGCAAUGAGCAACCUCUCAAAAAAUCCUUAGCCACAGUCGGCUCCAGGCUCGAUUUCAGUGUGCCACGCAACAACCUCCUAUCAAAGGGUCCUACUGAGGUGUCAAAUAUGGAUUCCUUUGGUGAUGGGGGUCACCGCUCACCACCGAUCGAUAAUGUGCAGUGGGCUCAAGGCAUGGCCGGCGAGGACCGGUUCCAGGUGGCGGUCUCAGAGGAGCGUGGGUGGGUGUUCGUGGGGAUUUAUGAUGGCUUCUUCGGUCCCGAUGCGACCGACUACCUCUUUGCGAACCUCCACGUCGUUGUGCACCACGCACUCAAGGGUGUGCUCUCGGACAACAUCCAGUGCAAUGAGCCGACAACCAAUUCUGGUAAUCUCUUUUCCCUAAAUGGAGGCAAUCAUAGCCCGGAAUUUGAACGUAAGCCGGCGAAGAGGGGUCGGACAGAACAUCCGGAGAAGAACAAUUCUGCCAUGUCUGGGGGCAGCCCAACGAUGCACCAGAGAGUCCUUGGGGCACUGGCUUGGGCGCUGAGGGAGACGGAGGAGGCAUUUUUCAAGGCAGCAGAGGAGGGUGCGGCCGACAACCCGGAGAUUGGGCUGAUGGGGUCAUGCGUACUAGUGAUGCUGAUGAAGGGCGAGAACGUGUAUGUGAUGAAUGUCGGGAACAGUCGUGCCGUGUUGGCGAGAAGGCCGGAGCCCAAUCUUGAUAACAUCCUCGGCAAGGCGACAGAGAAGGAUCUGCAGCAGUUGAAGGCCGAGAUCAUGGAUGGCCUACAGUCCGUGCAGCUCAACGCUGAACACAGUACCUCCGUUGAGGAGGAGGUAAAGAGGAUCAAGGCCGAACAUAUUGAUCGCAACGCCAUCAUCCACGGCAGAGUGAAGGGGAAACUCAACAUCACCAGAGCAUUCGGGGCUGGCUACCUGAAGGAGCCAAAGUGGAACAGUAUGUUGUUAGCGUGCUUCAAGAUUGAUUACAUCGGCAAGGACCCCUACAUCAAUUGCAUCCCAUCACUGCACCACCACCGUAUCGGUCCAAACGACAAGUUCCUGGUGUUGUCGUCCGAUGGGCUCUAUCAGUAUUUCACCAACAAAGAGGUGGUUGAUGAGGUAGAGAUGUUCACAGCUGCGUAUCCCAAGGGCAAUCCUGCUGAGCAUCUCAUCCGAGAAGUGUUACUUCGGGCUGCAAGGAAGGCCGGUAUGGACUACCAUGAACUGCUCAACAUAUCCUAUGACGAAAGGAGGAGGUACCAUGAUGACGUUUCCAUCAUCGUGAUCUCAUUCAAAGCACAUGCACCAUGAACAACAACCUUGUUAGGUCUUUGUUUUCCUUCUCUUGAGAAUAAUGUUCCUUUAUCGCCGAAAGCCCGAAACUGAUAUGCAUAGUUCUAGUAGUAUGCUUAUGUAAUAAGGUUUCCCGGCAAUGGUGAUGGAAAGAAUAGGCGAAACUAUAUAAGCUCAAUAAGAAUGUUAUGUUUGUUCCUUUGCCUA
This is a messenger RNA of Aegilops tauschii subsp. strangulata, 2332 nucleotides long. Its product is annotated as probable protein phosphatase 2C 31. The record is from RefSeq and is a predicted model, not a curated record. Gene Ontology annotation, molecular function: protein serine/threonine phosphatase activity. Gene Ontology annotation, biological process: protein dephosphorylation. NCBI's taxonomy places the organism in Eukaryota, Viridiplantae, Streptophyta, Magnoliopsida, Poales, Poaceae.